Molecule: messenger RNA, 2094 nt
Organism: Ceraceosorus guamensis
Lineage: Eukaryota; Fungi; Basidiomycota; Exobasidiomycetes; Ceraceosorales; Ceraceosoraceae
Product: Arginase/deacetylase
Exons: 4
Coding region: 81-1997 (638 amino acids)
Source: RefSeq, a predicted model, not a curated record
CGAACGACACGAGUCUUUGAGCAUCCAUCUCUCGCAGACGAACAGAGGCAGACAGACCGGCGACGGCGAACGCCCCCGACAUGGCGCAAUCGACCUCGCCUUUGCCUCCUUCAACUCACGUCCGCCCCGAGACGGAGGGCCGCGAGUCACUCGUGCAAUACAUCCUCUCGCCCUCCUUGUUGCAUUCGAGCGAUGCUCUGCCCAGUAAUCGCGGCAGAUCGUUGCUGGUUCACUCGCUAGCAUAUCAUUUGGACCUGCUAGACCUGCCCAGCGUUGCAGAGCUGGGUCGCGAAAGAUCCGCUUCGUCUGCCGAUGAUGUGGGUGGGGAGAUAGUUGGGGCGCAGGACGAGGAUGAGGAGACCAACCUCGCGAGAUGUCUUGCUGGCGAUCUACAGGCUGCCGAUUGUAUGGACGACGCAGCAUACAGCAACGUUGAUCGUAGACGAGCCAAGGUACUGAUCCCAUCCAGGGGCAAAAGGCGCGAUUUGGAAAUAUAUCACACCCACGAAUACGUGGACGCGCUGCUGAGCGGCGAGCCCGCUUCUCAUCCUCGUCUUGGCAAACGUGGCUCAGCAAGUGGUGUCAUUAAGAGACGCAAGUUGAAUGGGCGUAAAGCGGCAGACUCUGCAGACGAUCCAUGCAUCGCAGCGGCAGACACGUUCGGUCUGAUUGAUGACUCUCCCCCCUUUCCCGAGCUGGCCGAGUACGCUCUUGCACUGAGCAGCGCCUCUACGGCCGCAGGUCAUUUCCUCCGAGACUGGCUCGCAAAGUACGGCUCCAGCUCCGAUGCGGGCGUGUCUAGCAAGCGUGAUGCGCCAAUCAUCAUCAAUUGGGAAGGUGGGAGACACCAUGCCAGGAAAGAUAGAGCGAGCGGGUUCUGUUAUGUGGCAGACGCUGUGUCGGCUAUCCUGGCUAUGCGGAAACGAGUGGUGGACAUCAAAGGCGCCAAGCUGGCGACGAGGGAGGAUGCUGCGGUAGAUGCUGCUGGUGCGAGCGCUUCGAAGGUCUCGCCGGCGCCAACACCCACGUUGGGGUUCGGAGCGCGCCCCGAAGAGAUCAAGAGAGCGCUUGCGCAAAGGAAGACCAGCACGACGCUCACGAAGCCCUCGAAGCCAAGCGUCGUCGACGUCAACACUCUGCGCGCUCAUCCUCCCAGCCAGAAAAUUGACGCCACUGGGCCGCCUGCACGCGCUGAUCGUAUUCUCUAUCUGGACCUGGAUCUGCACUGGGGUGAUGGCGUGGAAGAGGCAUUCUGGAAUACUGCAGGCGUGCUCACUCUGAGCGUGCACCACUGGGCGCCCGGCUUCUUCCCUUGCGGUGCAACAGGUGCUUCUCGUGCAGACUCGACGAGCGUAUCGCUGGAUGGCAAGAGACACGCAAAGAGCGACAUCGAAGGAGAUGCUCCGGGUGCUCUGAGAGCGAGUACGGGACCGCGUCAGGCUCCAGUUCAUGCCCUCAAUCUGCCGCUCAGGGAAGGUGCCAGCGAUGAUACGUUCAAACGAGUCUGGAAAUGCAUCGAGAGCGUCCGAGAAGCGUAUCAGCCUCGGGCUGUAGUGGUGCAAGCGGGGGUAGAUGGUCUUUCGACGGAUCCGCACAAGGUCAACAACCUUUCCAGCUCUGCUUAUGCAUGGAUGUUUCGGCGCAUCAAGGGGUGGAAACUGCCCAUGCUGGUGCUAGGUGGCGGUGGCUAUUGCCACGAAGACGCAGCAAGGUCGUGGGCGCUCAUCACAGCGACGCUUCUUGGAAGACAUGCGGACCAUCUCGACGAAGAGACGCGCGCUGAUUCAGUAGAAGAGUCGAACGAGAUUGUCCAAGGUUUAUUGGGCGACCACACGCCCGUUCCGCUGCAUGAUCGAUGGCCCGCGUAUGCUGACCGAGCUACGCUCGGUGUCCCGGCUGGAGGCGCCAGGGAUGUGAACGAUGAGGAAUACGUGCAGAAAGUGGAGAGCGUGUUCAAGCAUCAUGCGGAACGCUUGCGGCACUUUGAAGCGGCGUGAUCCGAGAAGUGUGCUCCUCGGCUGCGCUCCUUGUAAUGCACGUGCGACGCCUUUAGCAAUCCUGUACUCAUCCUCGCAAUGCAUCCUAUUCGUACAG